Messenger RNA from Equus caballus (horse), 4313 nucleotides. NCBI's taxonomy places the organism in Eukaryota, Metazoa, Chordata, Mammalia, Perissodactyla, Equidae. The record is from RefSeq and is a predicted model, not a curated record.
CACUUCCGCCGCCGCAGUCGCCGCCCGCCCCACUGCUGUCUGGCGGGGGAGGAGCUGGAGACCCGGGACCAGCGGCUCUGGCGGUCGUGGCGGUCGGAGGUCUGAGAGCUCUGUUCCUCCCGAGAGCGUGCGGGUGCCUGGACUGGUCUACACCUGACAGUCACUGGAAUGCAACUCCAGGCCUUAGAAGAAAGUGAAACUAACUCUAAAGGCCCCUUGUUCUUUCUGUUACCUGCCUGCUGAAGUGAAAAUAAAUCUCCCUGCUCCUUUAUUCUGAACUCUUUUGACUUUCCCAUCUCCCAAGUGUGUGCAGGGAGCAGGAGCCUUUCCACUUGAGCCCCAGCUGUCUUGGAAACCCUCCUAAGUCAGAGCAAUGGGUCAGGAAUCUAGCAAGCCUGUAUGGCCCAAGCCAGCAGGAGGGUAUCAGUCCAAUACAGGCAGGAGGUAUGGAAGGAGGCAUGCUUAUGUCAGUUUCAGGCCAUCCACGAGCCAGCAGGAAAGAAUUUCCAGCCAGAGAAAGACGACAUCUGAAGUCCCAAUGCACAGAUCAGCCCCCGGUCAAACCACCAAGAGGAGUCGAUCGCCAUUUUCCACCACUCGUCGUAGUUGGGUCGACAGUGAGAGCUCGGGGACCAGCCUGAAUGUUGAUAAUGAGGACUACUCCAGGUACCUGCCACGAGAGUAUAGGGCUUCGGGUAGCAGAAGAGGAAUGGCUUAUGGACACGUUGACUCUUUCGGGGCAGAUGAUAGUGAGGAGGAGGGGGCUGGGCCUGUUGAGCGAGCGCCAGUGAGAGGGAAAACUGGCAAGUUUAAAGAUGAUAAGCUGUAUGACCCAGAGAAAGGGGCGAGGUCUCUGGCUGGGGUGCCCCCACAGUUCUCUAGUUUUAACCGUGAUGUGAGAGAGGAGCUUGACAAGUUAGACCCAGCCCCUGCAGCAAGAUGCUCUGCUAACAGAGCUGAGUUUCUGCAGCAAAAUAGCAUGGCCUCUCAGAUAUCUGCUGCUGAAGGCAAGUUGGCUACAAGUGGCGACAGCCUGGAGAGGGAGAGGCGGGAGCAGAAUUUACCUGCGCGUCCUAGCAGGGCUCCUGUAAGUAUUUGUGGUGGUGGGGAAAACACCCCAAAGAGUGCAGAGGAACCAGUGGUGAGACCCAAAAUCAGAAAUCUGGCAAGUCCAAACUGCGUGAAACCAAAAGUAUUUUUUGAUACUGAUGAUGAUGAUGAUAUGCCACAUAGUACUUCCAGGUGGAGGGACACUGCCAACAACGACGACAGCCAUUCGGAUAGCCUAGCCAGAAGAGGCAGAGGCGACAGUUCAAGUGGCUACUCUGAGCCGAAAUACUCUGAAGACAAGAGGGAAGUCAGGAAUGACCAGGUGAAGCCAGAAAAAGUGCCGAGACAGCGACGAACCAUGGCUGACCCUGACUUCUGGACGUACAGCGAUGAUUACUACAAAUAUUUUGAUGAAGACUCUGACAGUGACAAAGAGUGGACUGCUGCUCUGCGUCGGAAAUAUCGAGGUCGGGAGCAAAAUCUGUCAUCCAGUGGUGAAAGCUGGGAGACUCUGCCGGGGAGAGAAGAGCAUGAACCUGAGCAAGCCAGAGUGAGUACCAGUGCCGGCGCCAGCCCCAGCGCUAGUGCUAGUGCUGGCAUCAGUGGGAGCAAUGAACUUGAAGAAGUUCGAGGACCAUCUCUUCAGGAAGAGGAGCGGGCAUCGCCGGAGGAAGGAGAAGUUCCUUGGCUCCAAUACAAUGAAAAUGAGAGUAGCAGUGAGGGGGAUAAUGAUUCUGGUCGGGAGUUUUUGCAGCCUGGAGUGUUCAUGCUGGAUGGAAACAACAACCUUGAAGAUGACUCCAGUGUGAGUGAAGACCUAGAAGUGGAUUGGAGCCUCUUUGAUGGGUUUGCAGAUGGGUUGGGGGUGGCUGAAGCCAUUUCCUACGUGGAUCCUCAGUUCCUUACGUACAUGGCACUUGAAGAACGCCUGGCCCAGGCGAUGGAAACAGCCCUUGCGCACUUGGAGUCCCUUGCGGUGGACGUGGAGGUGGCCAAUCCGCCGGCAAGCAAGGAGAGCAUUGACAGUCUUCCUGAGAUCCUGGUCACUGAAGAUCACAGCGCGGUGGGGCAGGAAAUGUGUUGCCCUAUCUGUUGUAGUGAAUAUGUGAAGGGGGAGGUGGCAACCGAGCUGCCAUGCCACCACUAUUUCCACAAGCCGUGCGUGUCCAUCUGGCUUCAGAAGUCAGGCACCUGCCCCGUGUGCCGCUGCAUGUUCCCUCCCCCACUCUAAGACCAAGGCUCUUUACUCCUGGUCUGAUGAUUUUCCCCAACUGAAACCCACAAUACUGCAGGAGCCCUCUCGAAAUUAACAAUUGAAAUGAAACCAAUCAUUGAUUAACCUACACCUGUCAAUUCCUUGUGGUUAUUUCCAAUGUGAAAAUGGUUGUGUACGAUUGCAUUAAAAUUCAUAUUGUCUGUUAGAGGUUAGAAAGGAAAAACUAAACUUUCUAAAUGCUACUUGAGAUUGCAGGAAGAACAUACUUUUUCUAGCCUGAAAGUUGAAAUAAAUUGCAUUUGUUUUCUUCAGUAGAAUGUGUUGCUGUUAAUUGUAACGUCAAGUUUAUCUGUGAAAUAUGUCCAAAAGGCAUCAUCAUUUCUGUUGCAUGUUAUGGGUUAAUGUUCCUGUAAUUGCAGUGCCGUAAAAACUUAUUAAAGUUCUUCUUUUGGUUUUACAUGGUACAGUGGAAUUGUUUGGUUUUGUCUAAAAUGGUGGUACUAAGUGAUUUUAUAAUUGAUCUCUUGUAUUUGCAUCAAAAAUAGGUUUUUUCCCAAUAGCAUAAAAACUUGAGUUUCAAGGGAAAUGCUGACUCCAACAACAGCAAAAAAUUAAGGCUAAUUCUAAAAGUAGGAAUAAAGUGUAUGAUUGUCAAACUACUACAGGGGUAAGGGUCAUAAUGGGAAUACUCUGUUAGUCUGUGGGAAGGAAAGAAACAAUGAGAAAGCAAUGUAAAAAUAAAGAACAAUGGUAGGAAUAAAUCCAAACUGAGUGCAGGGGUGAAGGAGUUAAAAUCCCCUUUUAGAAAGUAGAAACUCUCAGACGGAGUGGGCAAAAAAACAAUAAAGCUGUCUGCUGACUGGAUACCUUAACACAGUGACACAAAAAGAGUAGAAAAAUAUAUGCCAGACAAGUGCUUGCAGAAAAUAUUGGUAUCCACCUACACAGAAUGGACAGGUUUGAACGUUUGGCCAUAUUGGCUUCAGAGCUCUCUCUCUCCAAUAAGUAGAAUUUUUCAGGCACAGGUAAAGUUCCUCACCCGUCAUAUUUACCUUCCUUCCUGCACAGAGGUAAGCACUACCCAGGAAAUGGUGUGUUUACGUCUUCUCUCUGUUUUUAGACAUAUGUAUGUGUGUAUAUGUGUACAUAUAUAUGUAUAUGUGUGUGUGUAUAUAUAUCCAUGACCAAUAUAGAGUGUUUAUGUUUUUUAAAUGGACAUGAUUGAUAGAAUGUAUGUAUCGUUUUGCAACUUGUUUUUUCACUCAGCACUGUUUUUAAGAUGUAGCCAUUUUGAUACAUGUAGAUCUAGUUCAUGCAUUUUAACUGCUGUAUACGAAAAUAGUCAAUUGUAUGAAUCACCACAGUUUAUUUAUCCAUUCCCCUAUUGGUGGACAUUUAGGUUCUUCCCAGUAUUUUGCAGCAAUGAACAUACCUCAAAGGUGUCUCUUUGUGCACACGUGUGAGUUUCUCUAGGGGUGAGUAUAUGGAGAUGAAAUUUCUGGGUCUUAGGAUUGGAGGUGAAAUUUUGGGGUCUUCAGGUUUGAGCAUCUUUGUCCUAACUAGAUAUUGCCAAACUGCUUUCCAAAGUGAUUGUACUAAUUUUUGCUCCUACCAACACUUCUUGAGAGCUGUUUUCAGCUUCAGCAGCCUGGAUAUUGUUAAUGUUCAACCUCGCUGGUAAUCAGUGACAUAUAAAUUAACACAACAAUGAACAUAUUGUGUCCCUCAGAAUGCAGUAGUUUUUCUUCGUGAUACCAUCUAGUUUGGGCUAGGAAGAGAAGAAAUGGGAGCACUCAUGCUUUUGGUGUGAAUGUGAGCGAUGGCAGCCUUUGUGGAGAGCAGUUCGGGAGGAGCUGUCGUUCACGAUGGAAAGUGGCGCAUGUCCUGCAGCCCAGCUUGGAGACUUGGGUAGAACGGAAUUAAUACUGUGCAGCAGUUAAAAAGUGUACUGACAUGGAAGGAGCUCCGAGACAGAAUGUUAAGUAAAAAAAGCAUAUUGUAGAGCAAUGUGUACAGUCUUUAUGGAAAAUAAAACCUUAUAAAACCG